Linnemannia hyalina is the source of this 1245-nucleotide messenger RNA. Lineage: Eukaryota; Fungi; Mortierellomycota; Mortierellomycetes; Mortierellales; Mortierellaceae. The record is from the annotation of a GenBank genome assembly.
AUGACUCAGCUCUCCCUCAAAGUCGCCUCUGCCAUCGUCUUGGCCGCCAUGGCCGCCCAGGCUCUUCCUCUUGGUUCUGGCUGCACCGGUGCCGACUGCUACCAGUCUGCCAGCUCAGGUUCUGUCAGCGUUGGAUCGACCACCAACGUCGUCCCUGAGACCAACAUCACCCCUAUCACCCGCAUCCAGCCUUACGUCCAGGCAUUGGCUCCCAUUGUCGACUCUGAUUGCGACUACGGUCUCCCUGGCAACUACAACUACGGCGGUCUCGGAAACUACGGUGGUAUCGGAAACUAUGGUGGUAUCGGCGGCAGCGGUUACUACAACCGCGGUUACUAUGGUCGAGGUCUCCUUGGUCUGAACCGCGGUAUCUCGGCUCGCACGGGCGGUCUCUUCAAGCGCAACAUUGCCGACCAGGGCGCUGGAGGCAACUUGCUCUUCAACCAGUUCCAGUCCCAGUCCCAGUCCCAGUGUGCCGCUGGUGACAUUGCCUGCCAACAAUCUGUCCCUGCCCAGACCGUCGACUUGGGCUCGUCCACCCAGAUCAACCCUUCAACCGCUGUCUUCCCUUUGACAACCUACCAACACCAAGUUCAGUCCCUCGACUCUGACAUCCAAGCCGCCCCUGCUCAGGCCAACACUCUUCCCCAGCAGAGCGUCGACUUGGGAUCCAACGUUCUCAUCCAGCCGCAGACCAGCGUCAACCCCCAAACCACCUAUCAGCCCUCUGUCUCCCAGUUGGCGACCAACGUCCAGGCUGCUGCCCAGCAGGAUCAGUCCCUGCCCCAGUCGAGCGUCCAGCUUGGAUCCUCGGUCCAUAUUUCUCCCACGGUCAAUGUCCAGCCCUUGACCACCUUCCAGCCCUCGAUCCAGAGCUUGCCCUUCAACAUCCAGAUUGAGCCUUGCUCCGAUAUCAAUUACGUCCAGGGCGGCGCUUUAAACUUCCAGCAACAGCAGGGUGGUGCCAACUUCCAGCAACAGCAGGGUGGUGCCGGCUUCCAGCAAGGUGGUGCGGCCUUCCAGCAGGGUUCCGUUGCCUCCAGCUUCCCUGGCGCGAUUUCCUCGUCCCACCUCAGCGGCUCAUCUCCCAUCUACGCCAGUCGCUUUGGCUCUUCCCUUGACGCGUCUGCUGGUCUCCCUGGUGGUGCUGCUUACGGAUCCUCGGUCAUGGGCGGAUCUGCCUUCGGAGGAGCUCAGGCCUAUGGCGGCUCGAACAUUGGCGCUCAGGGACAGGGCUGCCAGUAA